UAAAUUUGAGGGUUUCCAUUUGAUUAAAACAAACACCAUCGAGGACGAAGAGUAUGUUCUCUCUCUACUCUCUCUCCCUCCACAGCUCUUCCUCUCUCUGCUUCUUCAAUUCGAGCCCUAGAAGUUUCUCUAGGGUUUCGAGAACCAUCAGAGCUUGUUCUGGUUCGGCCGUAGCGUCAGAUUCCGAUGAAUCUCAAGAAGUUCUCUCCGGCCGGAGGAGAUCCAAUUACGCUGGCGUUCGAUUGUUCGAGACCGUCGAUAUCAAAUCCGGGAAGCUCAGGCUCGAUUCUUGGAUUUCUUCUCGAAUCUCCGGCGUUAGUAGAGCUCGCGUGCAGUCCAGCAUUCGAACUGGACUUGUUAGCGUUAAUGGCCGAGUAAUCGACAAGGUUUCACACACGGUCAGAGACGGGGAUGAAGUUAAGUGCACUAUAUCGGAGUUAAUACCUUUAAAGGCUGAACCAGAAGAUAUACCUUUGGAUGUUGUUUAUGAAGAUGAUCAUGUGCUAGUUGUGAACAAACCGGCACACAUGGUUGUUCAUCCGGCGCCUGGUAAUGCAACUGGGACUCUUGUGAAUGGCGUUCUUCACCAUUGCAGUCUUUCCACAUAUGCAUUUCCUAACCGGGAAGAAAUCUCUGAGAUAGAAGACGAUUCUGAUGAUGAGUUCAGUUGCUUUUCUUCUAGUCAAAAUUUCAAUGAAGAUGUAAGUUCUGACAUAUUUGCAGCAUCUGUUCGCCCAGGAAUUGUCCAUAGAUUAGAUAAAGGCACCAGUGGAUUGCUUGUUGUUGCAAAGGAUGAGCAUUCUCAUGCUCACUUAUCUGAACAAUUCAAGCAACAUACAAUCCAGAGAGUAUACAUCAGUCUUACCUGUGGACUGCCUUCCCCAAUUUCAGGACGUGUUGAUAUUCCAAUAGGUCGCGAUUUGAAUAAUCGGAUUCGUAUGACUGCUGUUUCUGGGGCAAGUAAAUGUAGGCAGGCACGUCGUGCUGCUAGUAGGUACAAAGUAAUGGAAAUACUUGCUGGUGGUGGUUCUGCACUGGUAGAGUGGCGAUUAGAAACUGGGCGCACUCAUCAGAUCCGUGCACAUGCAAAGUACUUGGGAAUUCCUCUAUUAGGGGAUGAGGUGUAUGGAGGCACUAAAAGUAUGGCCGUGUCAAUGCUUCGGCCUAGGACCCCACCUAACUUUCAUGGGCAACUAAUGCAACUGGUUUCUAGAUUAGAAAGGCCUUGCCUCCAUGCUUUGGCUCUUGGGUUUAGGCAUCCACAAACUGGGGAGAACAUAAAUUUCUCUUGCCGGCCACCUGCUGAUUUUGCUGAGAUUUUGAGACAGCUCCGUAAAAUUAGCACAGAGAAGGUUAACUAAGUACAUCCAUUUGACAGACAUUACUAGGGAGCAAUGCUAGUUUAAGCGUCGGCUUUUUCACAUGAUCGCAAUUAUCUUUUUUGACUGAUUUGAGCUUAUCAAGAAGAGAAAUAGAUCUGCCUUAAAAUUAUGACUUGACUGGACUAUCACACGAUUGGAGAGUUAGCAUCACAUGUGCGAACAAUGGUUAAACUCUCUCCCAAGGCUGCCUCCACAAAAAACCUUCUGGAAGGCUUGUUGGAGGUGUAAAUUUACAUACUCUGAUUUCCAUGUCAUCAAGUUGGAAACCUGUAACCAGAUACUAUAUGGUGGUAUGUAAAUUUAAAUUAUUUGAAGUUUACUACACAGUUGUGAUGGUAUGUAGCCCGCAUUAUUAGUUGAAAGAUAAUGGAAAAAUGUAAAUGGUGCAUAAUUCAUUACACCAAAUGUUUUAUCUUA
Messenger RNA from Camellia sinensis, 1799 nucleotides. RefSeq names its product Pseudouridine synthase family protein. NCBI's taxonomy places the organism in Eukaryota, Viridiplantae, Streptophyta, Magnoliopsida, Ericales, Theaceae. Gene Ontology annotation, biological process: enzyme-directed rRNA pseudouridine synthesis. Gene Ontology annotation, molecular function: RNA binding; pseudouridine synthase activity. The record is from RefSeq and is a predicted model, not a curated record.